AUACGGAAUGUAAAAAAAUAUGUCUAAAACGACAUGCAAAGCCUUAGUUAAGGACUAUUGUGCAAAUUGCACUUUUGCUGGUGUACAUUUCAUUGCAGAUGACACGAAACACUGGACAGAAAGAAUCUUGUGGUUCGUCUUUGUGGCUCUGUCGUGGUACGGCUCUGCGCUAUUGAUAGUAUCAGCAUGGGAGUCCUUUGUUCAGAGCCCUAUAAGUUUCGGUGUUGAAACUACAUACACUGAUUGGGAUACAAAAUUACCAGCUGUAGCUAUUUGUGAAUCAGCCAACGAUGAUAAAAUAUAUAAUGUAUCUGACACCAUAUGGACGCCAUCCCAUUUAUUAGACCUAGAGGAUACUCUGAAGGAAAUUGCAUAUUUUCGUGGAGUGAGCUACAGUCUUGUUGAAGUCUGUCAUUUAACUAAAAAUCCCGAUCCAAAUUGUCCCGUAUCUAAUUACACGAACUACGUAAGGCUGGUACGAAGCGAUUGCCCGAAAAUCAUAACAAAUUGUUCAUAUAAUAGCAAGCCUUUUGAUUGCUGCAACUUCUUUCAACCUAUUGAUACUGACAUAGGAACAUGUUUUAUUAUAAAUUCUAUUCAAACAAAGAAACCAAAACCAUAUCCUAUGAUCAGUAAUAUGCAAGAAAAAUAUGGAAAACUCAGCUUCGUGAUAACGAUACCCUCUAUGAUGUAUACUUUAGGCGAAGAUGAAGUUCCGACUGUGACCACUUUGCAGUCGUCCACUUUGAAGAUCCAACUCGGAGCUAACUAUAGCCGACAAUUAACAAUACGAAACAUUGAAAACGAUCCUCUGAUUGUGGACACAACACCGGAACAGAGAGCCUGUCGCUUCCACCACGAGAACAAGGACGGAUUGUACCCUAAAUAUUCUUAUAGCGCCUGCACGGUUUUGUGUCGUAAGAAAGGCCAGCUAGACACAUGUGGAUGCAACGACCAUUUUAUGUUGGGCACUAAAGAGUCAGAACGUUGCAAUUUGUCAGGCAUCGCGUGUCUCCACUCGUUCGCAAGUCAGUUAACGACCCUGAAGCCGCACUGGGCGAAUCGACCAGGACUCGCGUGCAGCUGCGUAGCUUCAUGUGACGAGACAGAAAUUACUGUUAUUAAGGAUGUCGUUGUUUCCAAUAAAGGUAAGGCGAAUAGAAAGAGGGCUUUCGUCGAAUUAGUACUAGCAUAUUUACCAACGGAACGUUUCAAACGCAAUGUUGUUAGGAGCCGUCUAGAUUUAGUUGUGUCUAUCGGUGGAACUACAGGUCUAUUCUUGGGUGCAAGUAUACUCAGUUUCGUGGAACUUAUUUUUAAUUUUAGUGUUCGUUUUGCGAAUAACAUUCUGAUGAAAAUAGACCAAAGAAACAACAACGGCAUCACAAGUAAAUACGACACUAUAAAUAAUCAUCAAGAAAAAUCUAAAAAUGCAACACCGAUUUACCCACAAUACUUUUUUUAAGUCUAAAACAUAUAGCGUAGUCUAUUUUUCACAGUAAAGUACUUUAAUGCGCUCACGAAUAUUAAAAGCCUUUCCCCAAAUA
This is a messenger RNA of Bombyx mandarina (wild silkworm), 1547 nucleotides long. RefSeq names its product sodium channel protein Nach. Gene Ontology annotation, cellular component: plasma membrane. The record is from RefSeq and is a predicted model, not a curated record. Gene Ontology annotation, biological process: sodium ion transmembrane transport. Gene Ontology annotation, molecular function: ligand-gated sodium channel activity. NCBI's taxonomy places the organism in Eukaryota, Metazoa, Arthropoda, Insecta, Lepidoptera, Bombycidae.